AUGGCGAUUGAAGAUGAUAAGGCUGUGCAGAUCUCUGCCAGUCCAAAAGACUCGCCGGGAACUAGUAUUGGUGACAAUUCGGAUAAAGAGCAACAGCAGAUCUAUUCGAGCAAAAGAGAGGGAACAUUCGAGGCUAGCGAUAGUCCUCAUCUCUUCAGACCUAUUGACAACUACGAAGGACUUCAUCGCUGGGACCCCGAUUUUCAAUGGACAGAGCAGGAAGAGAAGAAGAUUGUGAGAAAGAUUGACCUUCGUGUCUGCACCUUUGCCUGCGUGACGUUCUUCGCAUUGCAGCUUGAUCGAGGAAAUAUCGGCCAGGCUUUGUCCAGUACACUACUCAAAGAUCUGAAAAUGACAAGUAACGAUUAUAACUUGGGUCAAACUAUAUUCCUGGUAUGCUUCUUGCUGGCCGAGAUGCCUUCUCAAUUGAUUUCCAAAAGACUGGGCCCCGAUCGGUGGAUUCCGAUCCAAAUGAUCUCUUGGAGUCUGGUCGCGGCUUGUCAAGCUUUCUUACAAGGACGGGGUUCAUAUCUAGCCCUUCGGGCCCUGCUAGGACUUUUGGAGGGUGGCUUCAUCCCCGACACAGUCCUAUUCCUCUCAUUCUUCUACAAAUCCAAUGAGCUGCCCAAAAGAUUGACCUGCUUCUGGAUAUCCCUCAUCGUCUCUGGAAUUAUCGGCGCGUUCCUUGCCUUUGGCUUGCUCCAUAUAACCGACUCACACGGUGGUGGCUCAUGGCGAUACCUCUUCGCCUACGAAGGUCUGAUAACCGGCGUCAUUGGAAUCAUCGCCGUUUUCUGGAUGCCCGCAUCGCCAGUGCAAACUAAGGGAGGAUUCCGUGGCAAGAACGGAUGGUUCACUGAACAUGAAGAAAAGAUCAUGGUGAACCGAAUUAUUCGCGACGAUCCUAGCAAGGGUACCAUGCAUAAUCGACAAGCAAUGACCCCAAAGCUCAUGUGGGCAUCGCUGAAGGAUUUCCAUAUGUGGCCACUUUAUACUAUCGGAUUGAUCUGGAUGAUUCCUCCUGGGCCGGCUACCAACUACCUGACCUUGCAAUUACGGUCGCAAGGAUUCACUACCUUCCAAACCAACUUGCUGGUCAUUCCCUCCGCUGUUGUUGGAAUUAUCACUAUCAUCGGUAUUACCUGGCUCGCAGAACGUACAAACCAACGCCUGCUGUGCGGUGCAUUGAUGGGUGUAUGGAAUCUGAUUUUAUUAAUUACCUUGGAGGUUCUUCCUCAAAAAAGUAUGCCCUGGCCGCGAUGGGCUAUUCUUACUCUGCUGGUCGGAGGACCCAGCAUUCACCCUGUGCUAGUGGCGUUGACCUCGCGGAAUGCUGGGUCUGUACGGACUCGCACUGUCGCCUCUGCAUUGUACAACAUGACUGUGCAAGUCUCCAGCAUUGUCAGCGCUAAUGUCUACCAAGCCAAAGACGCACCGUAUUACCGACACGGAAACAAAGUUUUGAUCGCACUGGCUGUAUCCGGUAUAGCCCUUUUCAUUGCAGCAAAGUUCUAUUACGACUGGUGCAACAGAAAAAACGCUACCCAAUGGAAUGCUAUGACAAGCGAAGAAAGAGAGCUUUACUUACGCGAAAACCCGGUGUUAACCAACAAGAGAAUUGAUUUCCGCUUUUCUCUCUGA
Molecule: messenger RNA, 1641 nt
Organism: Penicillium nucicola
Lineage: Eukaryota; Fungi; Ascomycota; Eurotiomycetes; Eurotiales; Aspergillaceae
Exons: 6
Coding region: 1-1641 (546 amino acids)
Biological process (GO): transmembrane transport
Cellular component (GO): membrane
Molecular function (GO): sulfate transmembrane transporter activity
Source: RefSeq, a predicted model, not a curated record